AUGGAGGGGCCGGGCGCGGCGGCGGCGGCGGCGGCGGCGGGCCCCGGGCCCAGCAACGUGCCCGCGUUCCUGAGCAAGCUGUGGACGCUGGUGGAGGACCCCGAGACGGACGCGCUGAUCUGCUGGAGCCCGAGCGGGAGCAGCUUCCACGUCUUUGACCAGGGCCAGUUCUCCAAGGAGGUUCUGCCCAAGUACUUCAAGCACAGCAACAUGGCCAGCUUCGUCAGGCAGCUCAACAUGUACGGAUUCCGGAAGGUUCUGCACCUGGAGCAGGGCGGGCUGGUGAAGCCGGAGAAGGACGACACCGAGUUCCAGCACCCGUUCUUCCUGCGCGGCCAGGAGCGGCUCCUGGAGAACAUCAAACGCAAAGUCACCGGCGUGCCGCCGCUGCGGCCGGAGGAGGCGCGGCUGCGGCAGGACAGCGUGGCGCGGCUCCUGGCCGACAUGCACGCCAUGCGCGGCCGGCAGGAGAGCCUCGACUCCCGGCUGCUCACCAUGAAACGGGAGAACGAGGCUCUGUGGCGGGAGGUGGCCGCCCUGCGCCAGAAGCACGCGCAGCAGCAGAAGGUCGUCAACAAGCUGAUCCAGUUCCUGAUCUCCCUGGUGCAAUCCAACCGGAUCCUGGGCGUCAAGAGGAAAAUUGUUCAUUCCCAUUCCCGGUGUCAUUCCCGGUGUUUUUUCCCAUUCCCGGUGUCAUUCCCGGUGUCCAUUCCCAUUCCCGGUGCCAUUCCCGGUGUUUUUCCGCAGGCUCCGGGCCCGGCGCUGCUCCCGGCCGAUCCCGGCCCCGCCCGCCGCAUCGAUGACGUCACCAAUGACGUCAUCACCGACGUCACCAAUGACGUCGCCGCCCGUGACGUCACCGCCAAUGACGUCACCAAUGACGUCAUCGCCGAGCUGCCCCCGGCCGGCCCCGCCCCCUCCCCCGGACACAGCAGCCCGCCCGUCCGGAUCAAGGAGGAGCCUCCCAGCCCCGCCCCCAGCCCGCGGGGGGAGGAGCCCCGGAACCCCGGGAAUCCCGGGAAUCCCGGGAAUUCCGGGAAUUCCGGGAGCGCCGAGACGCCGCUGUCGCCCGGCACCUUCAUCGACUCCAUCCUGCGGGAAAACGACUCCGGAGCCGCGCCCGGGAACGGCCCCGAAAAAUUCCCGGAAAAAUGCCGGAGCCUCGCCUGCCUCGACAGGUCGGAGCUGAGCGAGCACCUGGACUCGGUGGAUUCCAGCCUGGAGAAGCUGCAGGCGCUGCUCGGCUCCCACGGCUUCAGCAUGGACAGCGCCCUGCUCGACCUCUUCAGCCCGGCCGUGGCCGUGCCGGAGGUGGCGCUGCCGGACCUGGACAGCGGCCUGGCCAGCAUCCAGGAUCUCCUCUCCAACCAGGAGCAGCAGAAACCCGCCGAGGCCGAGCCCGGCGCCGGCGACUCCGUUUUCGAGCUGGGCGAGGGGCCCUGCUUCCCGGACGGGGACGACUAUCCCGAGGAGUAUCCCGAGGAAUAUUCCCGGGAAUAUCCCGAGGAGUAUUCCCAGGAGUAUCCCGAGGAGUAUCCCGAGGACGCCGCGCCCCGGGACCCGGCCGCGUCCUAAAUCCGGGAUCGGGACGGGGACAGAUCCCAAAAAGGAUCCCAAAAAUCCCAAAAGGAUCCCAGAAAUCCCAAAAGGAUCCCAAAAAUCCCAAAAGGAUCCCAGAAAUCCCAAAAGGAUCCCGGAGAGGGACGGGAGCCCCCCGUGACUCGUCCUGCUUGGCGCUGAGCCCGGAGCCGCCGCCCUCGGAGCAUCCCGGGGAAUCCC
Molecule: messenger RNA, 1779 nt
Organism: Lonchura striata (white-rumped munia)
Lineage: Eukaryota; Metazoa; Chordata; Aves; Passeriformes; Estrildidae
Source: RefSeq, a predicted model, not a curated record